GUUGGUACUGAAGUACUCGUAAAUAAUGUGGAUUCAGGUACCUGAUAGGCUAUAGGUGACUCUUUUAAUUCUGACCUUGGUGGACCUUCCCUGGCGCUGUCGCCGCAUGGCAACUUCCAUGUAACAUCCCCAGGUACUCCCACCUACCAAUCCACGCAAUCCGUUUACCUCGUCUCCUCUCAAGGACGCUUCAGUCACUAUACACAGCGCUUCCUAUUUCUACCUCUAUUAGGUUCCUUCAUCCUCUGGGCCACUGGACAGGGCAACAAGCGACGAGGGCGCUAGAGAUCCUCUGCAUUCGACUCUCAUCGCGAUAUAUCGAAAUCCAUCUCGAUCCCGAUGAUCGCGCGGCAUCACCAUGUACCACGACUACGAUCAUCAGUCUCGGGAUGAGCGCGACUACUACCGACGUAGAUCGCCGGCUCCUAGGGACCACCAUUAUCGUUCGCGGCAUGGUAAAAUGAUAUGGCCUGGAGGGGACUGCUCGUCAAGGUUAACAAUGAGUUUGUGCUGACUUUCCUGCGGGGAAAGACUCCUCUAGAUCGCCUAGAAGGACGCCUCCAAGGAGCCUGAGAGGAGAGGAUAAUCGCCGCCCACGCCGCUCCCCGGCUGGCCGAAGACACAAUUCCCCCCACCGACGGAAUAUGUCGCCCGAUCAUCAAUACGGACAUUCCGACCGUGCGAGAGAGUAUGAUGGAGAGGGCGCAUACGAAGACACCUUCCGGCCAUAUGAUCGUAGCGUUCGCUCGGCCAGUCAUGGCCGGAGUCGGCAUUACCAAGACCGGGAUGAUCCUCGAAGGCGCCACGACAGAAGCCCUCGGCGCGCCUCCUCGGGCGCGUCGUCGCCUUUCGAUUCAGCCGACGACGGCUACUACCAUGAUUCCAACCGCCGGUCCAGGCCCGGGCGACCAUAUCAUACGCUUAAGUUGGAUGAUGUCCCCGACAGAAUGGGCCCGCAGGAGAUCGAUAGUAUCUUGCGCGAUAUGGGAGCCGCCGGUCUCGUCGAGGUCCGUGUCAAAUCGGACGACAGAGGCACCCGCCGGUCAUAUGCCUUUGCCGAGUUCAAAUCGGAGAACGACGCCGUCGACUUCCUCGAAAGCCAUUACCCUGCCCUCAAUGUCCCCGGCGGCCAUGGCUCUUCCACACGUAUGCCUAUAGAUUAUAGCCGGGAGCGCCGCUAUGCCGCCAACCCAGAGGAUUGGCAAUGCACUAUGUGCCACUUUGAAAACUUUUCCCGCCGAGCAACGUGCAAGCAGUGCAAAGCUCCUAGGUCUUCCGAGAAUGUCACGGACAUAAAACUCGACGGUAAAAGUGACGAAUGUCCACAACAGACGCCAUCCCAAUUUCUUGUCAUCCGUGACUUGUCCUCUUCAGUGACCGAGCAGGAUCUAGCUACCGAGAUUAAGAAGCUCUACGUGGCCAAGGAAGAUGAACCGAAACCAUCCUCCAAUGCGCCGACCAAACUCAAGAGCACGGCUCCCAUCGGCAAUACCAGCGGGCUGGGCGCCAAACCGGGAUCAUUAGUACGCGUUUUCAUGAUCCGAAACAAGUAUUCGGACAUCAGCUGUAAUUACGGCUUCGCCGAAUUCUCUAGUCUAGACGAUGCCCGGGCCGCGAUGGCGAAAUAUAACGCUUCGCCGCAGUUUACCGUCGCAUCAAAGCCAGUCACUAUAGCAUACAUCCAUUCCGGCGUCUUUACACCCUUCUUACAUCCGGUUCGGGAGCAGGACCCAAGAUUUACAUUUGCAGCAACUCAUAACCCGACCCUACGACUCGUCUACUGGAAUCCGUCUGUCUAUGCUAGUGGAUUUGAGGUUUUCAAUGAGACCUGGUAUGAGGACCAGCCCCCAAACUCGGACCAAACCAAGAAUGACGCGGAGAAACCUACGGGGAAGGAAUCAAAGAAGAGAAAGGCGGAGAAGGAUCUCCUAGCACCCAACGGUAAAAAGGUGAUCGCGAUGGCGCCUCAAUUACAAAUGUGGGCAAAUAAACACGCCGAACUUCAUGGGCCGAAGGCGUUGGCUGCUGCCAGGGAUACCAGCGACGAAGCUCCCGCCGAAUUCAGCACCACAAACGCAGCAGAUUCGAAUGUUCCAGCAACAUCCCCGCCACCCUCCACGUCGUAUGCGGAUCUCGACCGAAUGUGUUGCCUGCUAUGCAGGCGGAAAUUCAAGAAUGAGCCUUCGCUGCGACGACACGAGCAAAUAAGCGACAUGCACAAGGCAAACAUUAAUAACAAAAUCCUGAUCGCCCAGGCGAUCAAAGAGUUGCAAGCUCUUGGUAAGGAGCCUGAGUCUAACUAUCGAGAUCGGGCCAAAGAGCGUCGGCUGGCACACAAUCAGCCCAGUAGGCCAAAGAAUCAUCUCCCUAGAAAGAACCCCCCAGCGGCCAGGGACACCGGGUCUACCACCGACGCGCCGCCUGCUAAACCCUCGAUAUCGAAGGGUGCAGGCUUACUGGCUAAGAUGGGAUGGAGCGCAGGAGAGGGCCUCGGGGCAGAAGGGAGCGGGCAGACUAAUAUCCUCGAGACGUUGGCAUAUACCCCCGGUGUCGGCCUCGGGGCCGAGGGCGGUAAGAUCGGAGACGCGGCCGAGGAGGCUGCUAGGGCCACGAAGAACGAUUACGCGGAUUUUGUCUCCAAGGCCAAGGAUAAGGCGAGGGAGCGGUACGAGAAAAUGGUUUAGGGAGUUCUCUAUCGUUGUUGCUUGGAGACAGCCCGUGUAGAUGCGAGGCCAGGCGUGGAGUUAGCUUAAUGGCCAUCCCAUGUACAAAUAGGAUUCGCGGAUGAGUUUAGUGUGUCUGAAUAUUGAAUUAUUGUACCGCAUCCUGUGCCGCC
Molecule: messenger RNA, 2836 nt
Organism: Durotheca rogersii
Lineage: Eukaryota; Fungi; Ascomycota; Sordariomycetes; Xylariales; Xylariaceae
Exons: 6
Coding region: 645-2684 (679 amino acids)
Biological process (GO): mRNA splicing, via spliceosome
Cellular component (GO): nucleus
Molecular function (GO): RNA binding
Source: RefSeq, a predicted model, not a curated record